Messenger RNA from Gallus gallus (chicken), 3159 nucleotides. RefSeq names its product serum/glucocorticoid regulated kinase 1 (gene SGK1). Bases 514 to 2094 code for a protein of 526 amino acids. NCBI's taxonomy places the organism in Eukaryota, Metazoa, Chordata, Aves, Galliformes, Phasianidae. Gene Ontology annotation, biological process: protein phosphorylation. The record is from RefSeq and is a predicted model, not a curated record. The transcript is spliced from 14 exons. Gene Ontology annotation, molecular function: protein serine/threonine kinase activity; ATP binding.
CUCUCUCUCUCUCCCUGCUGUUGCUGAACAGCAGCUCCCACUGGAAUUUGCACAAUCAAAACCAGCUCUCAUCUCAAACAGCAGUGAAUCACAUCACCUGGAGAAGAGGAAUAGCAAAUCGAGCCCAGUAGCCUUGCUGCUUAUGGAGCAUGUGGUACCAAUAGCACCCGCCGGAUGGAAGGACCCAGGUUUGUGUGAGACUUACUCAGCCUCAGACCUGCUGCCCGUGAUGUGAAAGCUGUCACAGGCUUUUAUAGGAGUGUGUGUAUUUAGAGGACGUUUCUACAAAGCGAAUAGCCUGCUGCAACUGAAGGCUGGGAAAGGCUGCUGCUCACUGCUGCUGCUGCAGUAGCUGGUGCAGCAGAAUGAAUGUGUAAAGGGCAGCUGCCCAAGCUGUGCCAGUGAGGCUCCUGUCCUGCUCUGUCUUCAUUAACUGAAGGGAUACAGAGGAAAGCAGAUGCACUAAGCGAGUGCCACCCUGGAUCUAUCACUGUGCACCCUUCAUUGUGGAAAAUGGUCAACAAAGACAUGAAUGGAUUUCCAGUCAAGAAGUGCUCAGCCUUUCAGUUCUUUAAAAAGAGGGUACGGAGGUGGAUUAAAAGCCCGAUGGUCAGCGUGGAAAAGCACCCAAACACUAGCCUCAAAUACCCAGGGCCCACUGUGAUGCACUUACCGCCAGGGGACACGGAGCUGGAGGCCCCGCUAUGCCAGACCUGCCUGGGCGACCACUCCUUCCCCCGGGGUGUCAUGUCACAGGAGACUGAGUCCUGCUCCUGGGAGAGCCAGCCAAGCAGCAAGGUGAAGGAGCCCCAUGGAAGAGGAGAGCCACUUCCCAGGCCUGAGCCUCUGCCCCUCUGGGGUGCCGAUGACGCAGCUUUCAUGAAACAGAGAAGGAUGGGGCUUAAUGAUUUCAUUCAGAAGAUAGCCACCAACUCCUAUGCCUGCAAGCACCCUGAAGUUCAAUCUAUCUUGAAAAUCUCCCAGCCCCAAGAGCCUGAACUUAUGAACGCUAAUCCUUCUCCUCCGCCCAGUCCAUCACAACAGAUAAAUCUCGGUCCAUCAUCCAACCCACAUGCCAAGCCAUCGGACUUUCAUUUCUUAAAAGUUAUUGGAAAAGGAAGCUUUGGAAAGGUUCUUCUUGCACGGCAUAAGGCAGAAGAGCAGUUUUAUGCUGUUAAAGUCCUACAGAAAAAAGCAAUCCUGAAGAAGAAGGAGGAAAAGCACAUCAUGUCAGAGCGCAAUGUUCUGCUGAAAAAUGUGAAACACCCCUUCCUGGUCGGCCUUCACUUCUCCUUCCAAACUGCGGACAAACUGUAUUUUGUCCUGGACUACAUCAAUGGCGGAGAGUUGUUCUACCAUCUCCAGAGGGAGCGUUGCUUCCUGGAACCAAGGGCCCGAUUUUAUGCUGCUGAAAUUGCCAGUGCGCUGGGCUACCUGCACUCCCUGAACAUUGUCUAUCGUGACUUGAAGCCGGAGAAUAUUCUGCUUGAUUCACAGGGGCACAUUGUCUUGACUGACUUUGGACUCUGCAAGGAAAACAUAGAGCACAAUGGCACAACCUCCACCUUCUGUGGCACACCUGAGUACCUUGCUCCUGAAGUUCUUCACAAGCAGCCCUAUGACAGGACUGUGGACUGGUGGUGCCUUGGAGCAGUCUUGUAUGAGAUGCUUUAUGGCCUGCCACCUUUCUACAGCAGAAACACGGCAGAAAUGUAUGAUAACAUCUUGAACAAACCUUUGCAACUGAAGCCAAAUAUUACCAACUCUGCGAGACAUCUCCUGGAAGGCCUUUUGCAGAAAGACAGGACAAAGAGGCUUGGUGCCAAGGAGGACUUUACGGAGAUUAAGAAUCACAUCUUCUUCUCCCCAAUUAACUGGGAUGAUCUCAUUAAUAAGAAGAUUACCCCCCCUUUUAACCCAAAUGUGAGUGGCCCCAGUGACCUGCGGCACUUUGAUCCUGAAUUUACAGAUGAGCCAGUCCCCAACUCUAUUGGCCAGUCUCCAGACAGCAUCCUCAUCACCGCCAGCGUCAAAGAAGCUGCUGAGGCUUUUUUGGGCUUCUCAUAUGCCCCACCUGUGGACUCUUUCUUGUGAACAUUUUUCUUUUCUUUCUUUUAAAAAAAAAAAAAAAUAAUAACUAUUAUUUUUGUUUGGCCUUCUGGUGGAAUUGCCAGUUGACCGGUCACCUUGAAACAGAAUUUGCACAUUUCCACCAUGGCAGCUUUGCAGCCUUAAUUUCAACUACACUGUUUGCUGGAAGCUUUUCUGAAGAGCACAUCACUCUCUGAAUGAGCUUUGCAGGCUUUUCAUUUCCAUUUUUUUUCUUCCCCCCAAGUGGUGCUGUCUCCUUGGGAAAGAAAAACAAAAGUGACUGCUGCGAUAGACUGCUAUGGCAGAUUGUAGAGUAAGAAUGAGCAGUUCUGAAAUCGAGCUCCGAAAAGCCUUGCCUGAAGAUCUUUCCGAACGUGAUAAGGAUUUUAUGAAAUGUGCCUUUUUCUGAUGAGAUCUUGUUAGCUCCAAAGCUUUCCCUGUUGCAGAGUGUGUUUCUCAGUUCAUUUAUGUGGGUUUACUAUGUGAACAAAUGGUAUGCGUGUGGUCUGCGUACUACAGAUGGACUUAGUGUAAUGCAUCAAUGUGACACUUGCAGGAUACCACAAUGUGGGGCAUUGUUUGUUUCUUCCAUAUUUGGAAGAUAAAUUAAGUGUAAUUUUGAAAUUUUUUUUGUAAAUCUAUACAGUCAACUGAAAUUAUUGAAAUGGGCUCUCAAUUACUUGUAUCCAAAUGCUUGAAGAAAGCAUUGCUGCUAUGAAAAGAUUUCUAUUUUUAGAAAGGGUUUUUAUGGACCAAAAUGCCCCAGCUGCAGUCGGUCGAAGCUGUUGGUUUCUUUCUUUCUUUCUUAUUUUUUUUCUUUGUUUAAAAAAUGUCAUCUGUAAAAUGGGCAUUAUUUAUGGUUUUGGGUUUUGGGGGUUUUUCAUUCCUGGUUGUACGUAUUGUAAAAAAGAUCUGUACAUUCAGUUGUAACUCUAGAUGUAUAUUUAAACUUAAAGACUUAACUUGUAAUGUAUACCAUCAUUGUAAUGUAAUAUAAUUAACAUGGUUAUAUGUAUCAUAUUUUUUGUGACCAAACCCAUUGGUUUGCAGUAAAAUCUUGAAAAAAUA